Molecule: messenger RNA, 1146 nt
Organism: Phytophthora sojae
Lineage: Eukaryota; Oomycota; Peronosporomycetes; Peronosporales; Peronosporaceae
Exons: 1
Coding region: 110-1066 (318 amino acids)
Cellular component (GO): fungal-type vacuole membrane
Source: RefSeq, a predicted model, not a curated record
GCGGCUCGACGUGUCGGCGCCCGGCGCCGAGAGCAAGAAGGACGACGGCGACCUCGCCGUGCCCAUGGACAAGAACGGCCGCCCGCUGGUCAAGUUCCUCAAGUGGCGCAUGACCCGCAAGCAGCGCAUCCUGCUGAUCUGCGGCCUCGUGGUCAUCCUGCUGGCCGUGAUCCUGCUCGUCGUGUUCCUGGCCGUUAUCCCGGCCGUGAUCCAGCACUACGUCAACUCGGUGGACCUCACCAUCAACUACCUGGACGUCAAGGGCGUGCCCAGCGACUCGACGCUCACCGUGGAGCUCAGCCUCAACGUGCAGCACGACAUCGCCAUCGCCGCCACCACGGACGACAUCGCGGCCUCGCUGCUGUACGGCGGCGUGGCCUUCGGCUCCGUGGUCAUCCCGGGCCUCGACAUCAAGACGGGCGAGCAGGACUACAACCUCACGGUGGACGGCACGCUCACGCUCUCGGACGUCGACACCUUCAACCUCAUGGCCGAGGGCCUCGUGGAGGACGCCGAGGUGGAGCUGGGAGCCGAGGCCUCCAUCAAGGCGCACGCCCUGGGCCUGACCUACGGCGGCCUGAGCCUCGAGCGCACGCUGCCCAUCAACGGCUUCAACCAGUUCAGCGACCCGGUCCCGGAGAUCGACUACAUCAACUGGUUCGGCUGCACCAACGACGUGUACCAGAUGGACAUCAACGUGACACUCUACAACCCGGCCACUAUGGGCCUGGACGGCAUCGGCGCCCUCAACCUGAGUCUGUACUACUCCGACAGCUACCUGGGAUACGCCGAAUCGCUCAAGCCCGAGCUGGGUCUGCCCCGUGGCGAGAGCGUGCAGCUCUUCCGCGCCACGGUGCCGCAGGGCUCGACGGCGCUCAAGGCCAUGGCUCUGGGUGUCGUGGCCAAGAAGGCGCAGUUCUACAUCACGGGCGACAACCCGUACUCGACGCAGUACACGCAGUUCCAGGAGGCCAUCAGCAAGGUCAACAUGAGCAUCGUCUACACGGACGGCCUCUCGAGCCUGGGCUUCAACACCUCGUGCAACAUCCUGUCGCUCCUCGCGUAGGAGAGCAAUGUAUUAGACCACGGUAGCCAUUAGCACAGCAAAGCGAGCACGGCUUAUACGGUAAUAAAAGUCAGUUCGCC